Messenger RNA from Pseudophryne corroboree (corroboree frog), 930 nucleotides. RefSeq names its product olfactory receptor 6C1-like. The transcript has a single exon. The record is from RefSeq and is a predicted model, not a curated record. Gene Ontology annotation, molecular function: odorant binding; G protein-coupled receptor activity; olfactory receptor activity. The coding region runs from base 1 to 930 and encodes 309 amino acids. Gene Ontology annotation, cellular component: membrane. Lineage: Eukaryota; Metazoa; Chordata; Amphibia; Anura; Myobatrachidae. Gene Ontology annotation, biological process: G protein-coupled receptor signaling pathway.
AUGUAUGUCAACCAGACUGUUAUCAAAUACUUCAUCAUUAAAGGCAUCUCAGAUGUCUCAGAGUUUAAAAUUACAAUCUUCAUUGUGGUUCUGCUCAUUUAUCUCAUAAUCCUUGCUGGGAACAUGGCCAUUCUUGUACUUAUCUGCUUGGACUCUCAUCUCCACACUCCCAUGUACUUCUUCCUGGCUAACUUGUCCAUCAUAGACAUGUCUUGCACCACCGUCAAUCUGCAUAAGAUCCUUCUAAAUUUCAUUACUGGUGAUAAGACUAUUUCCUUUUUGGGCUGUAUGACGCAGACGUUUAUGUCUGGAUCUUUAACGGUCCAUGAACUGUUUAUACUGACAGCCAUGAGCUUUGAUCGGUAUAUGGCCAUCUGCAACCCGCUGAGUUAUUAUUUGACUAUGAACUACAGAACCUGCGUUCUAUUAUGCUCAUUCUGCUGGUUGUUGGGUUUUAUAUUGGUAAUUCCUCUUGUUGGAAUACUAUCCAGUUUCUCAUGUUAUUCAUCCAUUGAAAUCAAUCACUUCCUCUGUGACAUUGUCCCUUUGAUGAGUCUUACCUGUAGUGAUACCUCUGUUUUGGAUAUCUUGUUUUUUAUAGAAGGUUUAUUUCUUUUCACUAUUGCCCCAUUUCUUUUAACUUUUAUUCCCUACAUCUUCAUAAUAGUCACUAUAAUAAAGAUCCAUUCCGGCACUGGCAGACGUAAAACAUUCUACACAUGUUCUUCACAUCUCACAGUUGUCGUCCUUCUUUAUAUGAUUCUUAUUAGUCAAUAUUUGACACCAAGCAGCUUAGACUCCAAAAAACUGUAUGCUCUGAUUAACACAGCUGCUGUUCCUCUACUAAAUCCACUGAUCUAUAGUCUCAAAAAUAAGGAUGUGAAAAGAGCUUUAAGGCGUAGGUUGCUCUGGUUUACCAAGUUCACAUGA